CGUUUGGGGCGGCGGAGAGCGAGGGCGGGCGAGCGGGAGCCGGAGGAAGAGGCGGCGGCGGUUCGGCGGGCAGCGGCCGCUCGGCUCCGCGCCCCGCUCCGUGCCGCCCAGCGCGCCGCCGGGGCGGGGAGCGGGGCCGUGGUGCUGAAGGACAGCUCCGCGCCCGGCCGCCGGAGGGGGGAGCGGAGCCGUGGUGCUGAAGGACAGCUCCGCUCCGCGCCCCGCAGCCGGGGGCCGCCGCGCCUGGAUGCGCCCCCCGCCUCCGCGCCCGCGGCUCCCAUGGCGGUGGCACGGAAGAUCAAAACUUUGUUGACGGUCAACAUCUUGGUCUUCGUGGGUAUCAUCCUCUUCUCCGUCUACUGCAGGAUCCAGGACCGCUCCCAAGAGCUGGUGCAGAUCGUCCGGAGCGCGGAACGCCGGGCCAGGAGCCGCGGCGCCAAGGUGGGCAGCCUGGGAGACAGGGAGUCCAUCCUGCAGCGCCUGGACCACCUGGAGGAAGUGGUCUACAACCAGCUAAAUGGUCUGGCAAAGCCCAUGGGAUUAGUUGAAGGUCCAGGAGGCUUGGGCCAGGGGGGAAUGGCUGCUACCCUGAGAGAUGAUAGCCACGAGUCAGAGACUAAGUAUGAAGAAUAUGGUUACAAUGCCCAACUCAGUGACAGGAUAUCACUGGACAGGUCCAUCCCUGACUACAGACCGAAAAAGUGCAAACAGAUGACCUACCAAGAUGACCUGCCCCAGAUCUCUGUAGUCUUUAUAUUUGUAAACGAGGCACUCUCUGUCAUCCUGCGCUCUGUGCACAGCGUUGUGAACCACACCCCAUCGCACUUGCUCAAGGAGAUCAUUCUGGUGGAUGACAACAGUGACAAUGUUGAGCUAAAAUUUAAUCUGGACCAGUAUGUUAAUAAACGAUACCCGGGACUGGUGAAAAUAGUGCGCAAUAACAAACGAGAAGGACUGAUUCGAGCCAGAAUCCAAGGCUGGAAAGCAGCAACCUCUCCUGUUGUUGGUUUCUUUGAUGCUCACGUUGAGUUCAACAUUGGGUGGGUGGAACCUGCACUUACCCGGAUCAAAGAAGAUCGAAAGCGGAUCAUCUUACCAGCAAUUGACAAUAUUAAGUACAACACUUUUGAAGUGCAGCAAUACGCCAAUGCAGCUCACGGCUAUAACUGGGGCCUCUGGUGCAUGUACAUAAUCCCACCGCAGGACUGGCUCGAUAAGGGGGAUGAGUCAGCUCCCAUCAGGACACCAGCCAUGAUUGGAUGCUCAUUUGUAGUGGACCGAGAGUAUUUUGGUGAGAUUGGCUUGCUUGACCCUGGUAUGGAGGUCUAUGGAGGAGAAAACAUUGAAUUAGGCAUGAGGGUCUGGCAGUGCGGAGGAAGCAUGGAGGUCUUGCCCUGUUCUCGUGUGGCACAUAUUGAACGCACAAAGAAACCCUAUAACAAUGACAUUGAUUACUAUGCAAAGCGCAAUGCCCUGCGAGCCGCUGAGGUUUGGAUGGAUGACUUCAAGUCACAUGUUUACAUGGCAUGGAACAUCCCCAUGGCAAACCCUGGAGUUGACUUCGGAGAUGUUUCUGAAAGAAUAGCUCUACGACAGCGACUGCAGUGCCGGAGUUUUAAGUGGUACUUGGAGAACGUCUAUCCUGAAAUGAGAGUUUAUAAUAAUACGGUCACUUAUGGAGAGGUCCGUAACAGCAAAGCUAGUGGCUACUGCUUAGAUCAGGGAGCAGAAGAGGAUGACAAAGCAAUCCUUUAUCCAUGCCAUGGAAUGUCCUCUCAGCUUGUCCGCUACAGCUCGGAAGGCGUCUUGCAGCUGGGGCCGCUGGGCUCUACAGCCUUUCUCCCUGACUCCAAAUGCCUCGUUGAUGAUGGGAAGGGCAGGACGCCAACUCUGAAGAAGUGUGAAGAUGUUCUGAGGCCAGCACAGAGAUUCUGGGAUUUCACACAGAAUGGUCCAAUCAUCAGCAGAGACACUGGCCGUUGUCUAGAAGUGGAAAUGUCAAAGGAUGCAAAUUUUGGGCUCAGAUUAGUUGUACAAAGGUGCUCGGGGCAAAAAUGGAUGAUUAGGAACUGGAUAAAACAUGGCCGGCAUUGACUGCUGGGGCUGAGAAGCUGCCGAUCCUCUCGUUGUUCAUUGCUCAGUGUGCCAUAUCUUGCAAGGUAUUUGUCUUAAAGCAAAUUAGUUUGAACAGGACUUGGCUUUCAAGAGUCCUCCACAGCUGGGCAUUCAAAAGAAAAAAGAAGGAAAAGGAAAGCAGGCAAAUAUAUGCCCUACUUGACUCUUCCUUGCUCCAGAAGAUGACCUGGGAAGCUUAACAAGAGUUUUCUGUUGAUUUGGAAAUUUUGGGAAGAUCAGAACACAACAGACAAGUGGAUUCCUUAGGCUCUGCCAGAGGAACUAAUAGACAGGCAUUUCUAUCAUGAGUUCAAAGGAGAGAUCCCAAUACUGCCUCGUAAAGAGAGUUCUCUGAUGGGUAGCUUUUUAGCUUUAAGUUAUGGACUGGUGCACAACUCCUAUGGUGAAUAAUCAUGUGCCUUUUUUAUUGUACUUCGUAUAAAAGGGGACUGGAAAAAUCCUACCUUUUCAGCAUGUCUGGUUCAUUGUACUAAACAAGAAGAUCUGUAAAUAACACUGGAAAUAUAAUAUAAUAUAUGAUAAUUUUCAAGGUUGAUUGUUUAGGAGUCUCUGUUUCUAGAAAGGGACUAUUCACAAAUGUUUACAGGUGGUUCUCAACCUUCAAGCUGCUAAAAAGCAGCAUUUUAGAGACCUCUUAUAGUUAGACACAGGUAAAUGUUGAAUAGGUAAAAUAGCCACAUGCUCCGUUAUAUUACCACAUUUUACAUUUCUUGGCUGUAAAGGCAUCACAGUAUAGCACUGGUGAAUUUCACUCUUUCCAGGCAGGCAGAUGAAUUUUUGGAAGCCUUGGUUGGCCCAGAAACCCUGAAUACACAAAGUGCAAGGCUCCCACCCUGCAGUGCUGUGCGUGCAGGUGCACUGGUGAGUUGUUCCGGCAACUGCCUGGAAACUGGAUACUUAUUACUUCUGAAAAUAAGUUGACUGACUUAGGUGCCAUCUGUGAAAUUUUAACAGCUUGAAUCUUCCAUUUUGUUACCUGUCCUGUGAAAACGUCAAAUGUGAGCCAAUACGCUUCGUGAGCACUGUCUAGACAAAUGUCCUGAACAAACCAACAAGGUCUUUUCAGUAUUUGAAAAAAAAAAACCCCAAAACCUAGUGAUAAGAAGGCAAAUUACAGCAAGAACUAGGCAACAUAGAUAAAUACUGUUACUCUGAGAUAUAAAUAUUUCACUGUAGUUCACCCAUUGGCAGCAUCUUUGUGAACCUGAAUUUAAUACUGUAUCCAGUGGUUCACGCGGUACCUGCACACAGACGGCCAGAACGAUGACAAGGCUGUAUCCAAAAGGCUGGCAAAGUUGAUGACCACUGUCGGCGUCGGCAGGCUUUGGAUGUGGGUCCAUGGUAGACAGCUUUUUCAUUACAGAAGGUUCAGUCAUAGCGAAGGAGAGACAGAGAUGGCAUCUGAUAACUUCACUGUUAAAUAUUUUAUAGGGUUUUUUACAAAAAAAGUUUUGUUUUACUGAGCCAGAAAAAUAGGUGGUUGCAGACACUGCGGUGCCAUGAAGCUUGGUGACCUGUUUCUUGAAGAGGUUUUGCCAUUCUUAUUUCAAGGCAUGCUGAACAGAAUAGAAUGGAAGCAAAGUUAAUUUUUAAAGGGCAUGAUAUGUAAUAAAGUAUUUAAUUUUAACACGCAAAAUCCAUCAGUUCUUGUCAUCUUGUGGUUGUUAUCUAGAAAGUAUAUCACUAUAUUUUGUCCCAGCUUUAUUUUUGAAACAGUCUGUGCAAAAUGUAAUACAAAACCUAUUCUCCUGGAGUUUAUUGGUGGCUAAUUGAUGGUCUUUAUUUAUGUCACGUGGAUCGGGUUAUGCAUGAAUAUAUACAAAAGAGUCAUUCAAGAUGAGAUUCUGAAUAUAGAAAUGCUUGAAAUUCUGCAUUGGUCUGGCAUGGUUUAAGGGAGUGUUAGGAAAGUUUGGACUCGAUGAUCCAGUGGGUCCUUUCCAACCUGGUGAUUC
Cuculus canorus (common cuckoo) is the source of this 4088-nucleotide messenger RNA. RefSeq names its product polypeptide N-acetylgalactosaminyltransferase 9 (gene GALNT9). Gene Ontology annotation, cellular component: Golgi apparatus. Bases 280 to 2094 code for a protein of 604 amino acids. The record is from RefSeq and is a predicted model, not a curated record. The transcript has 11 exons. NCBI's taxonomy places the organism in Eukaryota, Metazoa, Chordata, Aves, Cuculiformes, Cuculidae.